Messenger RNA from Ectocarpus sp. CCAP 1310/34, 1174 nucleotides. The record is from the annotation of a GenBank genome assembly. NCBI's taxonomy places the organism in Eukaryota, Phaeophyceae, Ectocarpales, Ectocarpaceae.
ACACCCAGCUGGACCCCACCACCUCCUGAGGCAGGCUACGGGUACGGGCUCGCGACCCACGGAGUGGACCAUGGCGGAGGUCCCUACGGCAGCGCCGCCGGCGGGAGAUACGGUUUCCACCAAUUGCCCGACGGCGGAGGGCUCUACCAGCAGCAAGAAGUGAGCAACCAACGUACCACACUAUCCUUCUGCUGCCGGACCGGACGCCCAACAACCGCGAGCCUACGAGGCCUUCGACACCUCGCAGCAGCAUGAGCAGCAGCAGCACUACGGUGCACUCCAGGCGACCUCUUCCUCCUCCUCUCUCUCUCUCCAGCUCCAGGCGACGCUCUACCUCCAGCCGGCGAUUCCCCCCUGCACCUCUUCGCGGCACGUGGCGUGUGCCCUCGAGGCAAGUCUGAGAUUGGUUUUGAAAAGGAUGUUGGUUUUUCGAAGUCUGACGUGUUCACGAGUGCGGAGUCUCAUGUGUCAAUGCCUGGUGUUCCCCGCGUGCCUGCUGUGCAUGAACGUUCUGAUGAUGAGUUCGGUGUCUUGAAGUUUGGUGUGUCUACUCAUGAUGUACCCCGCGUGCCCGCUGCACUUGAGAGUCCUGAUGAAGUGGUCGGCGUUCCGGAGUGUGAUGCAUCUGUCCCUGAUACACCAAGUGUGCCUGGAAAGGUUGUCGUAGCCCGUCUCACCCGCUGUCCCACGGUUGAGAAAGCUUUCUUGUGCCAACCCUCCAUGCCGAAUCCGAUUGGUAGCGAACAAUGGCAGGCCGAUUCUGGAGCGAGUGCGAUGAUUACAAACAAACUGGAUGCAAUGUACAAUGUACGCCACUUGGGCCCGGAUGAACGAUUUAUUCAGAUGGGAGACUCGGCUCUCAUCAAGGUUGCCGCUGUGGGGAGUUUGGACCUUAGGUUCCACCAAAUCGGAGCCGACGGGAAACAGGAGGAUUUGGACGUCACUGUGCCAGAGGUUUUGUUUGUACCCGGGUGUGGUUUCAACCUUUUCUCGGUAUGGAAGGUGUCUCACAAGCAUGAGGUCCGUAUCAACCCCAACGGUACGCAAAUGAUGCACGGGAAACUGCGUUUUAUUCGUGGCGUUUCGAGCGAUUCCCUUUUUGCAACCCGCCUUCCCCACAAAUCCCUGCCUUCUAUGGACGUUGCGCAUAUGAGAGUGCCCGUGAGGGUCCUUU